UUUGUCAAUCAGUGUCAUAAAUGUCACAAUUACUGUUUUUAGUGUUGACUUUUGAGUCGGUCAAAUUUAAAUAAAUGAUUUAUUGUGUUAAUUAAUUUACUAUGACAUCAAUAGUUAAGCCUUAAAUAUACUUAGUUCCAAGGAUACAGUUAACUUUAGACAUUUAAUGCAACAGUACCUAUAUAAACAAUAUCUAUAUAAUAAUUCCAUAUUGGAACUUAACCUAACCCGAGAGCUAACUAUAAAAUAUAGCGUUAUAAAAUGUCUAACACAAUAGUUCAAUACAUUUUGUUGAGAACGGAUUUGUUAAAGGAGCUAGGAUGGUCGAUAGGCUCAGUGGUAGCUCAGGCUUGCCAUGCAUCAACAGCUGUUCUACAUUUAUACAAAGAUGAUGAACACACUAUACAAUACUUGAGUGAUAUGGAUAAUAUGCACAAAGUUGUUUUAGAGGUACCAAAUGAGGAAUCAUUGAAGAAAGUAGCUGAAAAAUUAAAAGAGAAUUCAAUAUCACAUAAAUUAUGGAUAGAACAACCAGAAAAUAUUCCCACAUGUUUAGCAAUGAAGCCUUAUCCAAAAGAUGAGGUCAAAAAGUUUGUGGGAAAAUUUAAAUUGUUGAAACUGCAAAUCAAUUCUUGAAUGUUUCUGUAAAAGUGUGUAAAGUAAAUUAUAAAUAUCUAUUGUUUAAAA
This is a messenger RNA of Trichoplusia ni (cabbage looper), 687 nucleotides long. Its product is annotated as putative peptidyl-tRNA hydrolase PTRHD1. Bases 262 to 636 code for a protein of 124 amino acids. Lineage: Eukaryota; Metazoa; Arthropoda; Insecta; Lepidoptera; Noctuidae. The transcript has 2 exons. The record is from RefSeq and is a predicted model, not a curated record. Gene Ontology annotation, molecular function: peptidyl-tRNA hydrolase activity.